Messenger RNA from Meleagris gallopavo (turkey), 815 nucleotides. NCBI's taxonomy places the organism in Eukaryota, Metazoa, Chordata, Aves, Galliformes, Phasianidae. The record is from RefSeq and is a predicted model, not a curated record.
CCCAGGUUAUAUGCAGGUCCAGAAGUAGAUAUUUGGAGCAGUGGGGUUAUUCUCUAUGCGUUGUUAUGUGGAACACUUCCAUUCGAUGAUGAUCACGUGCCAACACUUUUUAAGAAGAUAUGCGAUGGUAUCUUUUAUACCCCUCAGUACCUGAAUCCAUCUGUCAUUAGUCUUCUGAAACAUAUGCUGCAAGUAGAUCCAAUGAAGAGAGCAACAAUCCGAGACAUUAGAGAACACGAAUGGUUUAAGCAGGACCUUCCCAAAUACUUGUUUCCCGAAGACCCUUCAUAUAGCUCUACCAUGAUUGAUGAUGAAGCCUUAAAAGAAGUAUGUGAGAAGUUUGAAUGUACCGAAGAGGAAGUGCUAAGUUGUCUGUAUAGCCGAAAUCAUCAGGAUCCUUUAGCAGUUGCUUAUCACCUCAUUAUAGAUAACAGAAGAAUAAUGAACGAGGCCAAAGACUUCUAUCUGGCUACAAGCCCACCAGAUUCUUUUCUUGAUGAUCACCAUCUGUCUCGUCCUCAUCCAGAGAGAGUGCCAUUCUUAGUAGCUGAGGCACCACGGCCUCGCCAUACUCUUGAUGAGCUGAAUCCACAGAAAUCAAAACACCAAGGUGUAAGAAGAGCGAAGUGGCACUUGGGGAUACGGAGUCAGAGUCGACCAAAUGAUAUAAUGGCUGAAGUCUGUCGAGCAAUUAAGCAGCUGGAUUAUGAAUGGAAGGUAAAAGAAUAUAAUUUGUUUACUACAAGCAACAGUAGAUUUUGAGCUGUGUUGUUAUAUAGCCUAGAAGUCUAAAAAAACUGCCUCUUCCUGAUAUA